Prosopis cineraria is the source of this 745-nucleotide messenger RNA. RefSeq lists its product as uncharacterized. The transcript is spliced from 5 exons. Gene Ontology annotation, molecular function: RNA binding. NCBI's taxonomy places the organism in Eukaryota, Viridiplantae, Streptophyta, Magnoliopsida, Fabales, Fabaceae. The record is from RefSeq and is a predicted model, not a curated record. The coding region runs from base 37 to 438 and encodes 133 amino acids. Gene Ontology annotation, cellular component: nucleus.
UUAGGGUUUUGUCUGAAGUUCAAUAAUACUCGUGCAAUGGACGCCAUCACGGAGGGCGUUAACAACAUCAACAUCUCAGAUUCUUACAAAAAGAAUCGCAUUCAGGUCUCCAAUACAAAGAAGCCCCUCUUCUUCUAUGUUAAUUUGGCCAAGAGGUAUAUGCAACAGCAUAAUGAGGUCGAGCUAUCAGCACUAGGAAUGGCUAUUGCCACGGUGGUGACUGUUGCAGAAAUUUUGAAAAACAAUGGGCUUGCGCUUGAGAAGAAAAUCAUGACAUCAACUGUUGAAAUAAAGGAUGACUCUAGAGGGAGACCUGUCCAGAAGGCCAAGAUUGAGAUAUUGCUUGGGAAAACGGCAAACUUUGAUGAGUUGAUGGCGGCUGCUGCAGCGGCUGCUGAAGAUGGUGAAAAUGGAGAUGUUGAUGAGCAGGGCGCAUAAUGUUGUUCAGACUUGCACCCUAUCACGUUAUGAUGUGUAAUAUUGACUACCAUAUUUGUUUUUAGAACCUUGGAAGGAACCAGAUAAGCGUUAUAAUUCAUUGCGCUUUUUGGAUGAUUUUUUUCUUGUAAUUUCGUUUUUUCUUUGAAAAAUUGGUUCAAUGAUUCUUCACUAUAGAUAAAUUCAUUUUUUUUUUAAAGAAAAACCUAGAGUAGGCCAUAUGCUUUUGUAUGGGAGUUCAAGAUGUGUUGUGAAUGGUGUGGCUUCUUGCAACUUCUAUAAAUAUAUUGAUGGGAUAUUGAUAUUA